Molecule: messenger RNA, 3654 nt
Organism: Mangifera indica (mango)
Lineage: Eukaryota; Viridiplantae; Streptophyta; Magnoliopsida; Sapindales; Anacardiaceae
Product: clathrin interactor EPSIN 2-like
Exons: 13
Coding region: 341-3241 (966 amino acids)
Biological process (GO): endocytosis
Cellular component (GO): endosome; plasma membrane; clathrin vesicle coat
Molecular function (GO): phospholipid binding; clathrin binding
Source: RefSeq, a predicted model, not a curated record
UUUUUUGGAUUUCUAUUAUUCAUAGCGUUUGAGUUUCUCUCUCCGAUUUUAUAGAUACAAUAACUCAUGCAGUCAUGCUAUGUUCCAAACCCCACCAACGCCAACUUAAUACGCAGACUCCUCACCUCUCCUGUUUCUUGCUAAGCUUUUUCUUUUUUUCUUUUUAAUACCAAUUAAAUCAUAAUUUUAACUUCAGAUCCGCCCUUCCUUUCCAUUCCUUUUCUGCUCAAUUUAUUCAGUGCAUAAAAAAGAUUUUGGAGCAAGCUUGUCUUCUUUCAAAGUGGAGGGCAGCAAUUAUAACAGGUGCUGAAAGAGUAUUGAGUUUUUUUUUGGAGAUAGAAUGAAGAAAGCCUUCGAUCAAACUGUUAGAGAUCUUAAGAGAGGAGUUAACAAGAAAGUGCUUAAAAUUCCUGGAAUUGAACAGAAGGUUCUUGAUGCUACUAGCAACGAGCCUUGGGGUCCGCAUGGAACACUUCUUGCAGAUAUUGCACAGGCUACCAGGAACUACCAUGAAUACCAAAUGAUUAUGGCAGUUAUUUGGAAGCGGAUUAAUGACACUGGAAAGAAUUGGCGGCAUGUGUACAAGGCUUUGACAGUUUUGGAAUAUCUAGUAGCCCAUGGGUCAGAGCGUGUCAUAGAUGAUAUCAGGGAACACGCAUAUCAAAUAUCGGCAUUGUCCGAUUUCCAAUAUAUUGAUUCCAGUGGAAGGGAUCAAGGUAACAAUGUCAGAAGGAAAUCUCAGAGCCUUGUGGCCCUAGUAAAUGAUAAAGAGAGGAUAAUAGAAGUUAGGCAGAAGGCUGCUGCUAACAGAGACAAAUUUCGCAACCCAUCAGCAGGUGGAAUGUAUCGACCAGGAGGAUAUGGUGAGAAAUAUGAUUAUGAUCGUUAUGAAGGCCGCCAUGGAAGCAGGGAUGAUGAUUAUAGUUAUGGGAGAGAGAGAGAUUAUGGGCAUAAAGAUGAUGAUCGGUAUGGCAGAGAUUAUGAAGAUCGAUAUGGCAGAGAUGUGUACAGAGAUGAUGAUUACCGCGGAAGGAGUAGAAGCGUUGACCAUUACCAAGAUGGCUCAAGCAGGAGCUCUGAUAGAAACUGUGACGAUGAUGGUCAAUCAACAAGUCGGCAACUUGAGCGGAAAUUUUCUGAACAAAAUAUUGGUGCUCCUCCUAGUUAUGAAGAAGCAUUAAGUGAAUCACGAAGUCCUGCUCGCAGUGAUAGGGAUGGAGAAAAUACAGCAGCAUCUGUUCCUAAAGCUUCUUCUCUGGCUGCUCCUGCAACUUCUUCUCCGCCUGCGGCUUCUGGAGCAUUUUCUCCACCCGUUCAUCCUGCAGCUUCUCCUCCACCUGCAAGCCAUAAUCCAACUCAAGGAGCUAACUCGUUCAACAAUUCUACAUCUGGGAACGAGGAAGUUUUGACUUCUGAUGAAUUUGAUCCACGUAAUUCAUUUUCAGCUACCCCUACUGUUGCAAGCACUCCUGCCCCUACUACCUCAAAUAAUGUUGAAAUGGACCUGCUUGGCUCUUUGUCAGACUCUUUUUCUUCAAAUACAUUGGCCAUUAUGCCACCCAUGCCUGCAACUCCCAGUAAUGAAGCUGAUGCACAUGCUAAUGCUAGUUCAAUACAAACAUUUGCUGCAACUCAGUCACCAUCCAACAUGAUGAAUCAGUCAUUUGAUGAUCCAUUUGGGGAGUCUCCUUUUAAAGCUAUCCCUUCUACAGAGUCUGCCACAGUUCAACAACUGACUUCAGCAUCAACAGCUUCUUUCCAUUCAACUCAAAAUGCCGAAAUGCCCCAGCCAGCAGCCCCCAAUAUGGAGUCGGUCCCCAAUUUUGUGGAUCCCUUAUACAGCAUUUCAUACUCAUCAAAUGAUUCCAAUAGUCAACCUCCCUCAGUGAACUCUCAGUUUUUGCCUCAAGAACUGUUGAUGUCGCAGCCGGAGACUGAUAUUCUUGCAGACAUCCUUCCUCCAUCAGGACCUUCAGCAUCUGUAGCAUCACAGGUAGCCUUUUCACCUCCAACUGGCCAACCUGCACCAACCCCUAAUAUUUAUAGGAGCCAGUCUGCACAACAAACGGCUAAUAUGUAUGGGAGCCAGUCUGCACAGCCAACUGCUAAUAUGCAUGGGAACCAGCCUGCACAGCCAACUGCCAAUAUGUAUGGGAACCAACUUGUACAUCCAACCACUAACAUGUAUGGGAGCUUUCAUCAACAGCCAGGAUCUUUGACUCCACAGCAAGGACUGACUGGUCAUGUAGGUCCAAACUUAGCCCCUCAAUCCCUAUCUGGUGCAGUUGCACAGUUUAGCAGUGGGACCUUUGCACCGCAAGGCACUUCUUCUGCCCAUGUUGCUUCAAACUUGUCUCCUCAAACUUCAACUGGACCAGCUGCACAGUUUAACAGUGGAAACUUGAUACCAUAUCAGAGUUCUGCAGUUCCUUCUACUCCACAAAUUUCUCAACAGAAUCCACCUGCACAGCAGAACAGCACUUUAUUGAAUGACCUUCCUCAAGCAGGACAAAACCCUACAAUAGCUUCACAACCAUCUCUUUCAUCUUCAACGGGAGCGCUUGCUUUAGUACCGCCAUCUCAACCAUCCAAGGAAAAGUUUGAGCUGAAGUCAACAGUUUGGGCCGACACUCUUAGUAGAGGGCUAGUCAAUUUGAAUAUAUCUGGAUCUAAGACAAAUCCUACUGCAGACAUUGGAAUUGAUUUUGAUGCCAUUAACAGGAAAGAAAAGAGGUUGGAAAAGAAACCUCCACAAGCUCAGGUGACAUCUACUGUUACCAUGGGUAAAGCUAUGGGAUCUGGUUCUGGGUUAGGCCGUACUGGAGCUGGUGCUCUACGGCCACCGUCAAAUCCUAUGAUGGGUUCUGGCAUGGGAAUGGGCAUGGGUGGUGGCCCUGGUAUGGGUAUGGGCCGUGGUCAGAUUAUGGGAAUGGGCAUGGCUGGUGGCCAGGGUAUUGGCAUGGGCAUGGGCAUGGGCAUGGGCAUGGGCAUGGGUAUGGGUAUGGGUAUGGGUGGUGGUUCAGGAAUGAGCAUGGGAAGCUAUGGAGGCAUGAACCAACCAAUGGGAAUGGGAGUGGGAAUGGGUAUGGGAAUGAACAAUGGCAUGAAUAUGGGAAUUGGGCAAGGAGUCCAGAUGCAACCACAAAUUGGGAUGCCUCCUGGCACAACAAUGCCCAGUGAUUAUCGGCCCAUGAUGGGUACAGGAGGGUAUACUCAACAACCAUACAGUGGUGGCUAUUAAUGAGACAAAGCAACCUCCCUAUGCAGAAGUGAGGACGGUACAUACAUGUUUGAUUACGAGGUAAAAAUGUUUGGCAUAGCAAAAUCUAGUUUUAUCAAUCAUUUGAUUAUGAAGAACUUCUAGUUACAUAUAUAUGGCUUUGAGAGCUGUAUUUUCGUUAUCAACGUUUGUAAUUUUCUGGGUGGCCUGAUAUCAUUUUCGUCAUUUAUCGCCUUUUGCUUCAUUCCUUUCAGGCCAUGGUAGGCGUUUUGGUAAAUUUGCUCUCUUCAGCUGUUGUGAAGUUGUGUACCAAUGAGGAAAACCUUUUGUAGUAGGCUAUCUCUUUUGAUUCCUUACAUUCUUUGUGAUUUUGGAAAAAAAAUUACAGUAUGUGUUUACUUACUAAAACAAUAAAUUUCAUAUUUCAUUUUUCA